AUGACUCCUCCGUACACUAAAAGGUUUACUCCUUGGAGUACAGAACUGACACCAGUUUCCCGAUCCUGCAGCCCAAAUACAAUAGCAUCACGAAGUUCGGAGUACAAGCUUUCAAAGACACCGAUAGGAGAAGGUUCAUACUCGGUGGUUUUCGAAUGCAAAAACAAAUGCACAGGUAAGCAUUAUGCUGCCAAAAAAUAUAACAAGACUCUAACGUAUGGUUUGGAGCUGCUACUACAAGGAGAAUUUGAGAUUUUGAGCCGGAUAUCAAUGUCACAUCCACGCAUUCUACUGUUGUUUGAUUAUUUCGAGACAUCCAAUAGCUUUUAUUUUGUGACAGACUUGGCGGAAGGUGGUGACCUAUUCAACAAGAUAGUUUAUGAGUCAUCAAAUGGGAAGAUUGAGCCUGUUAUAGCAAAAGACAUUGUUGCUCAACUAAUAUCUGCCGUUUCGUACCUACAUUCAAAUUCCAUAGUUCAUCGAGAUAUCAAACCGGAAAACGUUUUCUUUUCACUGCUGAACUCCAACGAAGUAUUGCUUGGAGACUUUGGUUUGGCUAGGGUGUUGCAACCGCAGCAAAAAUUACAUGACAUAUCUGGAACAUUGAGUUAUAUGGCUCCUGAAAUGUUCAAUAGGGAGAAAGGAUAUGGCUUUCCCGUUGAUGUUUGGGCAAUAGGAGUAUGUGCUUACUUUAUGUUGUGUGGGUACUUACCAUUUGACUGUGAAUCUGACGACGAGACAAAGGAUGCUAUUAUCAAUAAAAAGUACUUGUUUGAACCUAGUGACUACUGGAAGGAAAUUCCAGAAUCAGCCAAAAAGUUUGUACUAUCCUGCUUUGAAAUUAGCCCCGAGAGAAGACCUACAUCGAGAGAGUUGGACAGUUGUAGAUUCGUUGAUUAUAGCACCGCAGAAACAACAGGUAAGGACAAUGAAGAGGCAGCCAUAUUUGCAACACAAAAGGCUGAAAUACACAAAAUCUUCCAAACCAUGCCACAACAAUCAAAAAGUAGACAAGAAUCGCCCACCAUUAACUCCCCAGCAAGCUAUCAAGAUGUAUGGGAAGAAGACGCUGCUGUUGCCAGAGGUGCUUUUUGUAUGAGCCCAGAUUGUGUUACUCAAUUAAAUACGCCCAUCACGUCCACAUGUCCAUCUCGAGAACAUUCCUGGUUGCAAUUGAAAGAACUGAAGGAAGCUUCUAGAAAAGGAAAUGGAUUACGAGCUGCCGAAGGAAAACAGCGAUCCCCAGCUAAGUUUUCCAUAUAA
This is a messenger RNA of Lodderomyces theae, 1263 nucleotides long. RefSeq names its product protein kinase (gene CMK1). Bases 1 to 1263 code for a protein of 420 amino acids. The record is from RefSeq and is a predicted model, not a curated record. Gene Ontology annotation, biological process: cellular response to oxidative stress; protein phosphorylation. Gene Ontology annotation, molecular function: ATP binding; calcium/calmodulin-dependent protein kinase activity; calmodulin binding. NCBI's taxonomy places the organism in Eukaryota, Fungi, Ascomycota, Pichiomycetes, Serinales, Debaryomycetaceae. The transcript has a single exon.